CUAUGGCUUCAUUGGGGUUUUCGGGUCUUCAGAAAAGUCUUGAUAGCCAUUAAACUUGUAAAUGAUUAUUAUAUCGGAUAACCCAUAAUUACGUUUUUUUGCAACAUACGAAGAGAAUGACUCGGACUCCUUGCAACCUUUUUAUUACAUAAACCUUGGUUGAAAUAUAAAUUUCCCUUUUACCCCUCGUCAUAACUUUUAAGGGACUUGGAAAUGUUGUACCUUUUUUCGAUAAAGUGUUUAUAUUCAGUUUUUCCUGAACUUCAGGUUUCUCUAGUCAUUCAUUCCUCUUUGAAAUUCCCCCUUUAUCCAUUCCCUUGAACGCAUACAUGUUUCCUUGACAUUUUGUGUCUCAAGAUUUCUCCCGUUUCCUGCAAUUUACAGUUUCAUGUAAUCUUGUGUUAUACACAUGAAAGGAUGAGUGUAUAAGUAUUGCUCCGGGUACUAGACAGAACAGGUAGGAGGAGAGAUAACACAGACCUAGAACCAAACCAAACCCGGCUCCAGUCAUAGUUCGGUACUCAGGUAGCUUAGCCCUCCCUACUCCUCCCAGAAAUAAAAAUCAGUUUUAGCAUAUUAUCCUCUCUGGCAUUCGUUUCUGAGUAUUAGAAUUCAGGGCAGAAAACUCGUUAACGUUCCCUACCCUGAUGUGAUAUUAUAGCUAAGGUUCAGGUUGAGAGCUAAGAGAGAGAAUGCGAAAAAUCACAACCAUGACAUCUAUGUAUUGCAUACACUGGAGUAAUGUUAAACGUCGGAAGAUUAUGGAGAUAGUAUUGUUUUUUUUCAGAUUUAUUGUUUUAAUAAAUCAAGUCUUAUUUUCUUUAAAAAUUGACGUUCAAUCAAUCUAAAACUUAUAUUUUUAUGAAACUAAAAUAUCCCUGGUACUUGAUCAGUCUUAGGUACGCUUGAGUUGAUUUGAACUUUAUCAUUCAUUCUUUAGAGAGCCUAAAGAUCAGGCCUACAGUUGACCAGUUACAUGAAACUCGUUCAGUCACCCACAAGAACUUUACACUUGUGCGUUAAACAAUUUCUCUUGAUUUAUGAAAAAUUUAUGCUGAAGAUUAAAACUGGUAGAAUUAAUUUAAGUUCAACGUGAGUUUGAUUAUUUAACAGUACUAAUCUGGAUGCGUAAAAGAACGCUUGUUGAAAAUGAUUCAGUUGAAUGGAUUGGUCACCUUUUUAUCAUCUUUUUGUCAAAACUAUUUCAGAUUUAAAAUGCUGUAGCUACUUCAAUGCUGAGAAGUUGCACGCGGUUUCUGUUGGAGUAGUUGAAGAGGAUGCCGCACGAGAUUAUGAACAUGUCCCGUCAGGGGCAUAAUGAGAGCGAUAUCCCUGAGAUACGGGUUAAAACUGCAUACAAUGGAAAGGUUUACAUCACGUAUAUUGAUCACGGGAUGACCUAUCAGACAUUGAUGAAGGAGAUGAAGGAGUUGGUGGGUUUUAUGCCAGAGCAGGAUUUAACUGUCAAAUGGAUGGAUGAAGAAGGGGAUCCCUGUAUUGUACAAUCCCAAGAGGAACUGGACGAAGCUAUCAGAUUGUAUGAGGUGAACAAGGAGGCUGAGCUGGCCGUACAUGUGUUCCCAGGACUUCCACCAGCCCCUGGUCAACCUUGCCAUGGAGAGGACAGAUCAAUAUACAGACGGGGAGCUAGAAGAUGGAGGAAAAUGUAUAAAGUUAACGGACAUAUAUUCCAGGCAAAGAGGUUUAACCGGAAAGCAUUUUGUGCUUACUGUCACGACCGUAUCUGGGGCCUGGGUCGGCAGGGGUUCAAGUGUGUACAGUGCAAACUCCUCAUACACAAGAAGUGUCAUAAGCUGUGCCGUGUUGUAUGCGAUGUUGCACUGGUUGAUUCUAUGCCUCGUGGUUUACACAACCACUCGGAGAACGUGACUCCUGAGCAGAGCUUCCUACCCGGACCUGAGCUCAGCCAGGGGGCAGAUACUGAAGCUGGGGGCAGACAGGAUGUCCCUGAAGGGUCAGCUCCUCCUAAAACCAAUAUGGUCAGCUUACAAGAUUUCGAUCUUAUAAAGGUUAUUGGUCGUGGUUCCUAUGCUAAAGUUUUAAUGGUAGAACUUAAGUCUACCAAGAGAAUAUACGCUAUGAAGGUUAUAAAGAAGGAGUUAGUGACAGAUGAUGAAGAUAUUGAUUGGGUGCAAACUGAGAAACAUGUUUUUGAAACAGCGAGUAAUCACCCUUUCCUCGUCGGACUUCAUUCUUGCUUUCAGACGUCUUCCCGCCUGUUCUUUGUGAUAGAGUUUGUACGUGGUGGUGACCUUAUGUUCCAUAUGCAGAGACAGAGACGUCUUCCGGAGGAACACGCCAGAUUCUACUCGGCUGAGAUCUGCUUGGCUUUGAACUAUCUUCAUCAGCGUGGUAUUAUCUACAGGGACUUGAAGCUGGACAACGUUCUUCUGGAUCAUGAAGGACAUAUCAAACUAACAGAUUACGGAAUGUGUAAGGAAGGAAUACGACCCGGAGAUACAACUUCAACCUUCUGUGGAACCCCUAACUAUAUUGCUCCGGAAAUACUAAGAGCUGAGGACUAUAGUUUCUCUGUGGACUGGUGGGCUCUGGGUGUUCUUCUCUACGAGAUGUUGGCUGGAAGAUCUCCCUUUGAUAUUGUUGGUGCCUCAGACAACCCAGAUCAAAAUACAGAGGAUUAUCUUUUCCAGGUUAUCUUGGAGAAAACUAUCCGUAUCCCCCGAUCUCUGUCAGUGAAGGCUGCAAGUAUCCUGAAGGGAUUCCUCAACAAGAACCCGGCCGAUCGUCUCGGGUGCAACAAGGAGGGAGGGUUCAUGGAGAUCAUGACACACCCCUUCUUCAAGACCAUCGAGUGGGAGCUGUUGGAACAGAAGCAGAUCCCACCCCCGUACAGGCCCAGGCUGGAGAACGACAAGGACCUUACAAACUUCCCCCCGGAGUUUACAGACGAACCUGUGCAGCUUACCCCGGACGAUGCAGGGGUUAUCGGACGAAUCGACCAAACUGAGUUCGAAGGGUUUGAGUAUGUGAAUCCUCUCCUCAUGUCCGCGGAGGACGUUGUAUAGAGCUGAGGUGGACCUCAAGAAUAUUAGUAAUGCUUAAUUCGGACUUCAAACCAUUGAGAAAAAAAAAGAAUCUUUAUUGGUGAAGAAUCUUUAUAAACUGCUGAUAUAUAUCUUUUGAAUUUCAGACAUAUCGAUAGAAUUUGGAUUCCAUUAAUAUUUUUGGAUUUUAGAAAUGUCUAUGGAUUCUAGAAAUAUCUAUGGAUUCUAGAAAUAUCUAUGGAUUCUAGAAAUAUCUCAGGAUUGUAGAAAUAUUUAUGGAUUCUAAAAAUAUCGAUAGAUUAUGGAUAGAAAAUGUUCUCGUCAAUAUAUUUUUUAUAGCUGCUAAUAAUGUUAUUUAAAAGUUCAAUAUUAAAAUAUAGAUCUUUUCUUUAGUAAACAUAAUUCAAAUCUAGCAUCAUAUUUCAAAACUUCUUUUUUUUAUCCCCUUUACCACCUCACCUUUAAAAAAGAGGAAAGGUAAUCAAAUUUUGGAAAAGUUCAAAAAGUAUUAAUUUAUAAUCUGUAUUUUAAUAUCGCAUUUAUCGUAUUAUUUCAGAGAAGACAAAGUUCUUCUAUUUUUUUAAACCUGGAGUAAAAAUAUAGAAUUCUCUUUAAGCUAAAAACUCCAGUAGUUGUCCAGACAUUGAAAAUUACGAAAUAUAUAUAAAAUUGUAUUUAGAUUAUGCCCUGUUUGUGAUUCAUUAAGAUAUUAUUAAAACACAAAAUAUUUCCAGAGAGUAAAUUUUUCAGAAAACCUUUCUGCAUGAAGGUAUAGAUUAUAGUAUUAAAAUUAUAAAAAAUAAAUGUGUCUUAAUUGGGAUUUUCAGAUCUCAAAACAUACUUCCCUUGAUAAUUACAGCGUGUAGUGGUAUAUAUGAUAAAAACAUUCCUUUUCCUAAUCAAAUCUUGCGUAUUUUUUUAUUAAAUUGAAUAGUUUAUGUAAAUAACCUUGUUUUUAUAAGCAAGACCUAAGCCCCGGAAUUUGCUGAUAAACCACUAUUCACUAAACAUUGUUUUUGCUAAAACCACAUUUUUGGGUUGAAUAUAUUUUUAAGAUAAUU
Molecule: messenger RNA, 4087 nt
Organism: Eurytemora carolleeae
Lineage: Eukaryota; Metazoa; Arthropoda; Copepoda; Calanoida; Temoridae
Gene: aPKC
Product: atypical protein kinase C
Exons: 16
Coding region: 1278-3047 (589 amino acids)
Biological process (GO): protein phosphorylation; establishment or maintenance of cell polarity
Molecular function (GO): protein serine/threonine kinase activity; ATP binding; protein binding
Source: RefSeq, a predicted model, not a curated record